Messenger RNA from Aspergillus japonicus CBS 114.51, 1388 nucleotides. Its product is annotated as CCDC174 family protein. The transcript has a single exon. Lineage: Eukaryota; Fungi; Ascomycota; Eurotiomycetes; Eurotiales; Aspergillaceae. The record is from RefSeq and is a predicted model, not a curated record. Gene Ontology annotation, cellular component: nucleus. The coding region runs from base 121 to 1308 and encodes 395 amino acids.
CUCCCAUUUGAUUCCAAAAGUUACCCUUCCCUACCUUUUUUUUUUUUUUGCCAGUAUAACAACAACCCCACCACCACGACGAUAAUCUACAGUUCCCUCACGCCCGACAAAAAGAAGAAGAUGUCCAACCCAAACCUCUACGGCCACCCGCCGCGCAAAAAGCAAUCUCCCCAGAAUGCCCCCUCCUCCUCCUCCGCCGCAACCCUCGCCUUCACGGCCACCUUAUCCAACCUCAUCGCCGCCCGAGAUCCGGGGUCCGCAUCGACGACGACGACCACCGGCCGCCCCCGCCCCUCCAAGCACAAAGACGCAUCGGACGGCCUCUUCGCCCGCCCGAACCGCGGGGCGCAGAAGCGCGCGGCGCAGGAUCUCGUGGACACUGAUGCGACGACCUCCUCCGGGGGUGCGGCUGCGGCUGCGCAGGUGCAGGUGCACCGGCAAAGUCGCGACCUGGGCGGUCGGGUGGACGAGGCGGUGCUGUUGCGGUCGAAGCGGCGGAUGCAGGAGAAGGCGAGGGUGUAUGAGGAUUUGAAGCGGGGGCUGUAUCUUGGUGGUAGUGAGUCUGAAUCGGAGGGAGAAGGGGAAGGGGAAGGGGAGCGGUAUUUGAGGAAGUUGAGGCGCAGGGAGAGGGAGGGGUUGGUGGAUUUUGAUCGGAAGUGGGCGGAUGCGCGAUCUCAUCUUGAUGGGGAGGAUGACGAGGAGGAGGAGGAGGAAGAGGAGGAGGAGCGUGAGGGGGGGGAUGGGGCCAGCAGGGACGAUGCGUCGAUUGUCUCCUACGAGGAUGAAUUGGGCCGGACGAGGCGCGGGACUAGGGCCGAGGCGGCGGAGGCGGCGAGAGUCAAGAGGCAGCAGGAGGAGGAUGGGGACGGGGAGGGGGAGGGGGCCCGUCAUCAGGCCGGCGAGAGGUGGCGGCCGCGUCAGCCGGAGAACCUCAUCUAUGGGGAGACCGUGCAGAGCGAGGCGUUCAACCCGGACGCCAACGUCGCGGCGCACAUGGCGUACCUGGCCAAACGCCGCGAUCGCUCGGUGACCCCGCCGGAGGAGACGCAUUACGAUGCCGAGGCUGAGGUCCGGAACCGUGGGACCGGGUUCUAUGCCUUCGCCAGGGAUGAGGAGACGCGGCGGCGGCAGAUGGAGGAGCUGCGGGUCGCGAGGGAGGAGACGCAGAGGGAGCGGGAGGAAAAGCAGCAGCGGCGCGCGAGGAGGGAAGACGCCCGGAACGAGAGGCGCGUCAAGGUCGAGGAGUUGAGGUCCAAGAGGCGCGCGGAGAUGUUCCUCGCCGGGUUGGGCGACGUCGGCGUGGUCUGAACUGUUGCCGUGAGACCCCGCGUUCGUGCUGGCGUUGCGUGUUUGUCACUCUAGAGAUACCCAUCGGAAUUGAAAAAUUG